Molecule: messenger RNA, 2267 nt
Organism: Aphidius gifuensis
Lineage: Eukaryota; Metazoa; Arthropoda; Insecta; Hymenoptera; Braconidae
Product: leucine-rich repeat-containing protein 40-like
Exons: 11
Coding region: 242-2086 (614 amino acids)
Molecular function (GO): protein binding
Source: RefSeq, a predicted model, not a curated record
AGUUUAUGUUUCGUCUUUACACAAUGUUUAUUUAUUCAUCCAUCAAGUUCAUGAACAAUAUUAUUUUCAUUCAACAUUGUGACAUUGAAAAUAAUUUAUUGAUAAAAGUUCUAAGGUUUUUAUAUUAUUUCACGGUUGUCAUAUUAAUAUACCAAUCAAUGUUACAAAAAAAAAGCUAAACACUGACAGUUGACAACAAAUCAUUCAAGUAGUUAGACGAUAAAUAAUAAUUAUUCUCAAAAUGAGUGUUAAAAAAAUUAAAAAGUUUAAUAACGCUGCUAUUUUUAAAAAAAGAACAGCCAACGAUGACAACGUUGAAUUGACACACAGAAUUGUUAUCAAUGCAAGAAAAACUGGUGAAUUAAAUUUUUCAUCAAGAGGGUUAUCAUCAGUACCUGAUGGAGUAUGGACAAUCAAUAAUUUAACAAAAGAUGAAAUUAAUAAAUUGAAAAAUGACAUGGAUUUUGAUGACGAUGAUAGAGAUCGAUGGUGGGAACAAGAGUCAUUAAAAAUUCUAAAUUUAUCUAGCAAUACUUUGACAUUUGUAGAUAAAAAAAUUGAAUAUCUAGAAGAUCUUGUUAAUUUUGAUAUUCACGAUAAUUUAUUGGAAGAUUUACCAGAUCAAAUUGGAACAUUGACAAAGCUAGCAAAAUUAAAUAUUUCACAUAACAAGCUAAUCAACAUAAAUGCAAAUAUUUUUAUUUUGGAAAAUUUACGAUACUUGGAUUUAUCAUACAAUAAUUUAACAGAAAUAAAUUCAUCAAUUGGUGAUUUAGUCAUGCUGGAAUAUCUGAAUUUAUCAAACAACGAAAUAUCAAAAUUGCCAAUUGGACUGGGUUAUCUUGUGCGACUUGAAACAUGUGAUAUAAGUAACAACAAAUUAAUUGAACUACCACCGGAUAUUAUGAGCAUGCGAGUAUUAAAAAAAUUGAAUGCAAGUUCAAAUCAUCUUGAGAUAAUACCUCCUCUUGGUGAAAUGAGAAAGCUGGAAAAUUUAAUUAUCAAUUCAAAUAAUUUAAAAAUAUUUCCUGAUAUAUCUGGUUGUAUUUUGUUGAAAGAACUCAACUUGUCAAAUAAUUUAAUUGAUGAAAUUAAUAUGGAGUAUUUAGAUGGUAUGGGACAAUUAAGAUCUAUUUUAAUGGCCAAUAAUAAAAUUGUUUCAAUACCAGAUGACAUCAUUAAACUAUUAAAUUUGGAACAACUUGAUUUGUCCUUCAAUAAACUAACAAUAAUACCAAAUGUUAUUUGCAUAAUGCCAAAUUUAAAAAGCUUUGUUAUCAAUGAUAAUCCUGUUAAAAAUAUUAGACGAGAUAUUAUACAAUGUGGGACUGUGAGAAUAUUGAAACAUCUUCGUCAAGGUCUUGAUUCAGAAAAUAUUGAUUUAUCAGAGUUACCAUGUUCACCGGUUAAUUCUAUUCGAGCACCAGACAAAUACACGAUGAGACAUACUAAAUUACUGAGUUUAACAGCUCAAAAUCUUAACGAAAUACAAGAAACAAUUUUGGAUGAUGCUAUUACUGCUGGAGUUACUUGUGUUGAUUUAAGUAAAAAUAAAUUAAAGCAACUACCAUCGAGAAUGGCUUUGUUAAAUUUAAUUGAAGAUUUAAAAAUUUCUUGUAAUCAAUUGGUAAUUUUGCCUGAUUGGAUUGGUGAAUCAUUUUGUCAUUUACGGUAUUUAGAUAUUAGCAGAAAUCAACUUGAAGCACUACCACAAAGUAUUGGACUACUUGAACGAUUGAGAGAGAUAAAUAUUUCAUUUAACAAGUUUAAAAAAAUACCAGAGUGUUUGUAUAAUAUUUUAAACUUGGAAAUAAUGUUUGUUAAUGAUAAUCAAAUUGAUGAAAUUAAUGCUGAUUCAUUGGCAAAAUUGUACAGACUUGCAACACUUGAUUUAUCAAACAAUAAUAUCAAGCAUGUUCCAGCCGAAUUGGGGAAUCAAAAAAAUUUGAGUCAUUUUUCAUCAGUUAUCAAUGGACAUUGCAUAGCAUGUAAAACCCAUGCAGAAAUUAGAUGUCAUAACAUUGCUGUUGACUGGAAAUUGUUUCAAACAACCGAGACAAGAUACUCUGAUGAAAGGAACAGAUGAAAUUUUGUCUUAUCUUCGUAAUCGUAUACCUUUAUAGUUUUAAUUUUUAAUAAUAAUUACUAAAUAAAUGUGCCGUAAUUAACAAUGUGAAUUCAACACCAAAGUUUUAUGUAUUUUAAUAAAAUAUAAUUGUUGUGUAAUUGUUUAAAACAAAUAAAAAGUGAUACUAAAAAAAAAAACA